Molecule: messenger RNA, 1813 nt
Organism: Dermacentor silvarum
Lineage: Eukaryota; Metazoa; Arthropoda; Arachnida; Ixodida; Ixodidae
Product: low-density lipoprotein receptor-like
Exons: 1
Coding region: 148-1023 (291 amino acids)
Cellular component (GO): plasma membrane
Molecular function (GO): protein binding
Source: RefSeq, a predicted model, not a curated record
GCAACAGAGAGAACGAAGCAGCAGCGCCGUGCACGCCUUGCUCGUUGUGGGUAUGCGCCAAUAUGUGGGUUCGUCAUCAUCAUCGCUGUCUUGUCGGUCGCGUCCAUCGCGAACAACGCAUCGCGGUCCCGGGACCCGCUAACCUGGAUGGCCGCCGCUGCGCGAAGCGACGUCCCCGCGUCUCGUUCGCAAGUUGAGCAGCCGGACAACCUCGUCAACUUGGACUCCGCGUUGGACGACGACGAGUUCUCGGGCAGCUCGACCGCCGACAUCCUGCAGAGCUCGCCGCCCCCGCCGUACUACCGCAUCCAGGACCCGCCCAACAUCCGCUGCAAGCGCUGCCGCUCCCUGGGCACUUCGCGCGACCCGCCGGCCUUCUGGAAGCUCGUCGGCGUCUCCGCCAUGACGGUGGGCGCCAUCGCGCUCUGCUUCUUCUUCGUCGCCUGGUACAGGACCGACGCGGCCGCCACCACGGAAGCGGCCGGCCGCGCACCGCAGGCCAGGUCGGGACGCGAGGGAGGAGGGUCCGGCAACUGGGGCGCCCAGUCCUGGCGCUACCGGUCCCCGUCGCCCGGCGGCGACUGCGCCGGUUGCGUCGAGGGCAGCCGGUGCCGUCGUCACGACGACGGCUCCCUGGCGUGCACCAAGACGUGCCUGGCCGAGGAGUGGCCCUGCCGGUCGGGCCUGUGCGUGUCCAAGCACUCUCGCUGCGACGGGCUCGCCGACUGCGACGACCUGAGCGACGAGACCGGCUGCCCGUGCGACGAGGACGUCAACUUCCGCUGCGGCCUGAACACGUCGUGCCUGCCGCUGGACCGGCGGUGCGACGGCCGCGCCGACUGCUGGGACAUCGCGGACGAGGUCCACUGCCCCGUCGAGGAGUGCCCGCCGGGCGACCCCAAGCCGUACCACUGUCACUCGUGGCACUGCAUUCCCUCCGAGCUGGUGUGCGACGGCCAGGACGACUGCGAUGAUGGUAGCGACGAAGGAGGAUGUCCCGUCGACGUGGCCUCCCAGGAGUGAGCGUGCUUCGCCAUCUCACUGGCGAGGGAGCUUUUUUUUUUUAGGUUUGCCAAGCAGUGUGAUGGGCUUCAUCGACGACAGUAUGCACUUUGACCGUGUGUUUCUGCAACCGCAAACGCCCCCAGUGCUGGAAGUAUGUGGCCUUGUGACGUUUCCGGUGCAAGGCAUCGUUUCCUUUCUUUUCUUUUUUUCUUGUUCUGUUUUGUUUUUGACUUCCUGUAGCGAAAGAGGACAGUAUGGAUGCGCAACGCGGUCUAGUUCGUGAACAGGAGCGGUCUCUAAAGUUUUCUUUCAAGUGUGAUGUCUCUCGGAUUGUUUUAAUUCCUGAGGCGUCCUUGUUUCGCAAGGCGUUGACGUGUAUGGGGGACCGUCUUUGGUCGUCUGUAGCUUAGUGACUGUAUGCUGUGAAGCGCACUUCUAAACCAAUCUGUGGCAGUAGUUCUCUUGCGUAGUUCCUCGUACCUUGUGUGGUUGUUACUACCUUGUGCCUCCUCUUUUUUAUUCUUUUUUUAUUUCUGCCUGUACAUAGUUUCGGACGCUUCGCCGAACCACAGGAAACUCUCGAUUAAACUUCAGAAAUUCCGGCUGGUUUCUUAUGUCGCAAGUGAAUUUAGUGACGUAUAACGCAAUAACGCUUUGUUAACGUAGUGUCUGACUCCUUCGGAAGCGGUUAACUGCUGAAUGGAAGCUGUGCCUCCACUCGUGGGCGCAACCGCGUAUACUCUCGUCGCUUCCCGCCCCCCCCCCCCUCACCCCCCCUCCCCCCUCAACCGUCCGUUAGUGUUCAGAC